AUGAGCGGGCAUUCUGCUGAUGGGGAUUCUCAAGCUUCCAGCAGUUUUCAGGUUGUGUCCGCCUCUGCUGCUGCUUCUGGUAGCGCAGGGGGUGUGGCGGUAGCAGCUUCAGAGUCAGACUUGUCAAAUCGUCAAGAGAGCAUGGAUGUGACGGCAGCAGCUUCAGAACCAGACUUGUCAAAGCUUCAAGAGACCAUUCGCGAAGCAAUCUUCUCAUGCAGUGAGCCGCAGGUUCUUCAGUUGCCUUGGGAAAUGCCGGGUUUGGAUUUGAUUUUUGGCAAGGGUGCUUUAGAUCAGAUUCUGCCUGCUGAGCCUCCCAAAAUUGUGUUCCCAGUCCCUACAGCGGCAGAUGCUCCGAUUGAGGAACAGGCCAAGGCUGCAAAGAGGGUUAAGACUGCCGCUUUUGGGCAGCCUUGCUUCCGUGGGUGUGUGAACUUCAAGAACGUCCUUUCGGAUGCUGAGCUUGAGGCUGGAGCGUGGCAGAGAUCUCUUGAGAAGUGGCAUUUUAUUUUGACCUUAGACCCUUCGGUUUCGCUUGCGCGAACUGUUUGGCAGGAAGAAGGUAGCCACUGUGAGUAA
This is a messenger RNA of Symbiodinium sp. CCMP2592, 579 nucleotides long. The record is from the annotation of a GenBank genome assembly. NCBI's taxonomy places the organism in Eukaryota, Dinophyceae, Suessiales, Symbiodiniaceae.